CAAACCGAAAGCGUCAAAAGAGCUCAAGUUGUGUUCCUGCUGCACAAGAGCGUCUGUACUUCUGCAGGUGAUGGUCAGCGGCUGAUUGUUUCCUGAAAGCUCUGCUAAUGUCUGCAUUGGUGUUUUAGCUGCAGUAUGGCAGAGGAGCGAGUAAAGGACUCUCUCUCAGAGAAACACAGUGUGAGAUCAGGAUCAUGUGUGUCUCUGAAGAGUGACCAGUCUAAAGGCAAUCCACCAGAGUUCAGAGAGAAAACCCCAUCAUCUGCCAUCAGUGUGAGAUCAGCAUCAUGUGUGUCCAGCUCUGUGUCUCUGAAGAGUGACCGGUCUAAAGAGUGGAAUCUACCAGACCUCAGAGAGAAAACGCCAUCAUCUGCUAAAAGUGUUGAAUAUGAGUUACCAGAUGCAGGAGGCGAGACUCACAGGAGACACAAGAGCUUCACAGACAAUCUCCAGAGGAUCUUUCAGAAUCUUGAGAGUAAAAUGAUCAGAUUUCUGAAGAAUGAACUGGAGAAGUUUAAGAAAAUCUUACAAGAAGAAAACAGUCAAGAGUUUGUAAAGGACUUUAAUGAGAACAGAAGCAGAAUCACAGAAACAGCUCUUGAUCUCACACUCUUCUUCCUGAGAGAGAUGAAGCAAGAUCAAGCUGCUGAUACUCUUGUGGGCGAGCUGUUCUUCAUCAAUCAGCUUAAAUGUAGCCUGAAGAAGAAAUAUCAAAGUGUGUUUGAAGGAAUUGCUCGGCAAGGAGACUCCACACUUCUGAAUAACAUCUACACAGAUCUCUAUAUCACUCAGGGUGCGAGUGAACAGGUCAACACUGAACAUGAGAUCAGACAGAUUGAAGCUGCUUCCAGAUGUCAUCAGUCACUAGAGAUACAGGUUGAAUGCAAACAUUUGUUUGAAGCAGCUAAGCAAGAGGAGCAGAUCAGAACUGUCCUGACAAAAGGUGUUGCUGGCAUUGGGAAAUCCGUCUCUGUGCAAAAGUUUGUUCUGGAUUGGACUGAAGGAAGAGAAAAUCAAGACAUCAGCUUCAUAUUUCCUCUUCCAUUCAGAGAGAUGAACUUAAAGGAGAAAGAAAGACAAAGUUUAAAAGACCUCAUAACUCAGUUUUUCCCAGAGACUAAAGGACUGGACCUUACAAGAAGCACACGAUUCAAAGUCCUGUUCAUCCUUGAUGGAUUGGAUGAAUGUCGUCUUCCUCUGAAUUUUGCUGGUAAUGAGACGUGUCGUGAUGUAUCUUCAGCAGUCUCUCUGGAUGUUCUCCUGACGAACCUCAUCAAGGGAAAUCUGCUUCCUUCUGCUCUAAUCUGGAUCACCAGCAGACCAGCAGCAGCCAGUAAGAUUCCUGCUGACUGUAUCGACCGGCUGACAGAGAUACGAGGAUUCAAUGAUGCCCAAAAGGAGGAGUACUUCAGAAAGAGACUCACAGAUCAGAAUCAGGCCAGAGAAAUCAUUGAUCACAUUAAACAGUCAAAGAGUCUCUUUAUUAUGUGCCACAUCCCAGUCUUCUGCUGGAUUUCAGCCACUGUUCUCCAGAACAUUUUGAAGGAGAACAGAAAUACUGAACUGAAACACAGGGCUAAUGCUGAAACACUGCAGGAAUCUCCCAAGACUCUGACACAGAUGUACACACACUUUCUCCGCUUUCAGAUCCAGCAGAGCAGAAGAAAGUAUGAUGGAGAAAACACACCAGAUGUCUCCUGGGAUCCAAACCUCAUCCUUUCACUGGGGAAACUGGCCUUCCAGCAGCUGAAAAGAAACAACGUGAUCUUCUAUGAGAGCGAUCUGAAAGACUGUGGCAUUGACGUCUAUAAGGCAUCGGUGUACUCAGGCAUGUGUACCCAGAUCUUUAAAGAGGAGACGGGAAUCAUUCUUGGUACCAUGUACUGCUUUCUUCACUUGAGCAUUCAAGAGUUCAUUGCAGCCCUUUAUCUACAUCUGUUUCUAGACAGCAACAAGAAACGAGCAGAAAAAAGCAGAAAUGUGUCCAUGAUUGUUUUGCUGAUGACUGCAGUGGACAAGGCUCUGAAAAGUGAGAAUGGACAUCUGGACCUUUACCUUCGCUUCCUUCUCGGUCUUUCACUCCAGUCCAAUCGACAACUCUUACAAGGCCUGUUGACACAGCAGGAUGACAGAGACCAGAGCAAGGACAAAAUAAUUGCAUACAUCAAGCAGAAACUUGAAGGAAAUCUGUCUCCAGAGAGAUCCAUCAAUCUGUUCUACUGUCUGAAUGAACUGAACGAUCAAACUCUGCUGAAAGAGAUUCAGUCUCACCUCAGUAGAGGAAGUCUGUCAUCUGCUGACCUUUCACCUGCUCAGUGGUCUGCUCUGGUCUUUGUGUUGUUGACCUCAGAGGAGGAGCUGGAGGAAUUUGAGCUUCAGAAAUUCCAGAGAUCAGACGAGUGUCUCAUCAGACUAUCAGCAGUCAUCAAAUCCUCAAAAAGAGCUCUGCUACAGGGCUGUAAACUCACUGUUCGGUCCUGUAAGAAUUUGUCUUCAGCUCUACAAUCCUCAAACUGUGUCCUGAGAGAGCUGGACCUGAGUAACAAUGACCUGCAGGAUUCAGGAGUGAAGCUUCUCUCUGAUGGACUGAAGAGUCAACACUGUAAACUGGAGACACUGAGGCUACAGGGCUGUAAUCUCACUGUUCAGUGCUGUGAGAGUUUGUCUUCAGCUCUACAAUCCUCAAACUGUGUCCUGAGAGAGCUGGACCUGAGUAACAAUGACCUGCAGGAUUCAGGAGUAAAGCUUCUCUCUGAUGGACUGAAGAGUCAACACUGUAAACUGGAGACACUGAGAUUGUCUGGCUGUAUGGUGACAGAGGAAGGCUGUGGUUUUCUGUCUUCAGCUCUGACUUCAAACCCCUCACACCUGAGAGAGCUGGAUCUGAGCUACAAUCAUCCAGGAGAUUCAGGAGUCAAGCUGCUCUCUGAACAACUGGAGGAUCCAAACUACACACUGGACAAACUCAAGUAUGUGGAGCAUCACUGGCCUUGUGCUUUUCCACUGAAUGGCUUUAAAAAGACACUAGAAAGCUCUUUUCUGAUCUUCAGUUUUCUGUGAGGGUUAUGGGGUGAGGACAGACAGAAGAUACAGCUUGUAGAGUAUUCCAGUCAUGUCUAUGAAGAGCAAAUCAUUGAGUGUGAAAUGAAUCUCCUCUGUAAAUGUUGGAGUGUAUUGGCUCAGUUGUGACAUUAAGCGGGACACACUGUACAGUUUCAGCAUUUGAGCUGAGCAGAGAAACUUCUUCCUCCAUUUGUGCUGAAGAAUCCUCCAAUAUCAGGUCAGGAAUGGGGUUGGGGAUUGAAGAUGGAUUCAGAUUCUGGAAUCAGACACUUGGAUUAAUGUUCAGACUCUUGUUCUGAAAUCAACAUCUGGAUUCCUCUUCUCUGUGCACACAUGUGUAUUUUUCACUUGCUAAUCUGUCAGGAACUUGGGCGCUGGCGAGCAGCUUUAAUAAUCUGAACAUAGUUUAGAGAUGGACUGCAACAUGUGCUCAAAGGCUGCAUGUGCUGAAGAACGAUGGCAAAGCUAAGUGUGAUCACUGUAAUAAAUGAAUGUUGCAGCAGGGUGUCUCCAUCAACAUGAGCAGUAUCUGCGCUCGCUUCACCAACAGCAGAGGAAAAGAACGCACUGUGUUAGAUUCAUUGUGCAUCCCGGCUGGAACCAACAAGUAUUUUGUGUUUUAGCUGAAGAGUUUGGAGCGUGUAGCUGAGCAGCUCAGUGCUAGCUUUAGCUUAUUAGCUGAGGGGGAAACUAAACAGCUCAUUCUCUCCAUCUGUGUGUGU
This is a messenger RNA of Danio aesculapii, 3785 nucleotides long. Its product is annotated as NLR family CARD domain-containing protein 3-like. NCBI's taxonomy places the organism in Eukaryota, Metazoa, Chordata, Actinopteri, Cypriniformes, Danionidae. Gene Ontology annotation, molecular function: protein binding. Bases 136 to 3060 code for a protein of 974 amino acids. The transcript is spliced from 10 exons. The record is from RefSeq and is a predicted model, not a curated record.